This is a messenger RNA of Erythranthe guttata (spotted monkey flower), 1104 nucleotides long. Its product is annotated as putative F-box protein At3g17480. The record is from RefSeq and is a predicted model, not a curated record. Gene Ontology annotation, molecular function: protein binding. NCBI's taxonomy places the organism in Eukaryota, Viridiplantae, Streptophyta, Magnoliopsida, Lamiales, Phrymaceae.
AUGGCUGAUAAUACAUCAUAUCUUUCACCGGAAAUCAUAGAAAAUAUCCUGUCGAGAUUACCGGCUAAAUCUCUUCUUCGAUUCAAAUCAGUUUCGAAAUCAUGGAACACCAUGAUCGCCGAUCCUGUAUUCGUCCAAAAUCAUAUCCGACAAUCCAAACAUUCAAACUCCGACAACCUUUUUCUAUAUCAGGAUGCAGCGUUUUGUUCUUGCACCAUAUACAAAUUGGGAGAUCAAAAAAUCCAAACUUCACAAGAAAUAGAAUCCCCCUACAUCUCGUGGUAUGAGCUAUGCUUUUGCGACGGCGUGAUUCUCUUAACCGACGGCACGUACCGGAGGUUCGUGUUGUGGAAUCCAUCCACUCGAACGUCGCGAAAGCUCUGGCACAAGUAUCGCUGUCGCUACGCAGCUUUCGGGCUUUGUCGCGAUCCGACCACCGACGAUUUCAAGGUUGUUAUUGUUGAUAAAGACUACUACUCGGUUUAUUCUUGCAGGAACAAAUCAUGGAUCGCGUGCAGAAACGAAUACAAAAUCGAACACACUGGUUUAAGCAUGUGCGCCGGUUGUAAUAUCGGGGGAGUCAGCGUCGAUGGGGCUACCUAUUGGGUUUUCAGGUGCCGGAAUUCCAUACGGAUAGUGUAUUAUGAUCCGAGAGACGACAAGUUCGAGUUUUUGCAAAAGCCGGAAGACGACGUAGUCAACGACAACAGAUGGUUUUACGUGGUUGAACUGAGGGGACGCUUGUGCUUGUACUACAACAGUAUAGACGACGAGUCCACUAUUCAGAUUUGGACAAAGGAAAAGGGCAUUGAUGGUAAUUCUUGGAACAAGUUGAUGACGGUUGAGAAUCAUGUGGAGAUGUCGAUUUGGGAGUUUCAUCCGCUAUGUUUCGUCGGAAAUAAGAUUGUGAUUCUGAAUAGAGAUCUUCGUACAUUACUCGUUUACGACCCUUGUAAGAAGAGGCUUGAAGAUUUUGAAGAGGACACUGCGGAGAUGUUCGGCUUUGUGUCGGUUUCAGUUCCGAUUCCGUAUGUAGAUAGCCUUUUCUUCCACACUGAGACUCCGAGACCCAAGGCGAAGGGAAAGCUGAAGCGUUUACGGUAA